Messenger RNA from Chara braunii, 4085 nucleotides. The record is from the annotation of a GenBank genome assembly. NCBI's taxonomy places the organism in Eukaryota, Viridiplantae, Streptophyta, Charophyceae, Charales, Characeae.
GUUUGAUUGGUUGAUUGAUUGGUCGGUGUGGUCGCUCGUUCGCGGGCGAUGAUAUUGUAGUAGAGCUUGGAGGAGGAGGACAAGGGAAAAGUGGUUGUUGCGGGCUGCGGGUCAUUCGAAUCGAAGCAGUAACUGGUGACGGAGACCGAGGGUCUGUCGUUAGUUCCGCUCUUCGCUCAGUUUGUGACAGUCGUGGUUAAGCGCGAAAAGGCUUCCUCCCUCCUUUGGUUCGGUCUCCGCAAAAUCAAAUGCAGACAGACUGGGGAAGUUUUUUCUCGUUUAACCACCACUGUCUUCUCUCGUCUGGUCUUCCUUGUCUUAUAUACCGUGAAGGGAGGGGGUCGCGUGUGGAUUGUGCUACUCGUUGGAUGUCAUGAGUCAGGGGAGGCAUGGGUAAAAGGGCGCGAGACGACGGUGGCGGCGACACCUUUUCUAUUCCUACAGGUUCUCCAUAGCUUCCUAAUAAACAAAUCGUUUCUGUGCAAGUCACAAACUCUCUCUCUCUCUCUCUCCCCAUCUGUGGUGCUGAUACGUCUCUCUUCCACUCUCUCCUCACUUCUCAUGCAUUCUGUCUUCUGCGGCGCUCUCAGAGAGUCCGCGUUGCACAGAGCAGCAGCUCUGCAGACGUUGGCAAAUACCUCCUGCUUUUUCCUCUCUCGUGUUCUCGCCUUGCGACUCUCCCGCGUGUGUCUGCGCUCGUUCGCGCCAUAUCCGCCCCCCCCGCCUUUCCCUGUAUUCUGUCGCCUUGGCUAGGAGAGGACCUGGCGGGCUGUCGUCAUUGCCGCGUCAUCGGGGUGAAGGCAGGGGGGAAGCGGGGGUAGGCGCGGGGCGGCGUGGCGCGGCGCGAUUGCGGUGGGGUCGGGGAAGCGGCAGAAACAGGAAAGCUUUAACAGGACACUCUUCUUCUUGAAUGGAUGAUGUGAUUCGACGCCCCGAGGCGGACGCCGGCGGGGAUGAAAGAAACCGUUCUGCCCUGGUGUUGACCCAGGGGGAAAGGGCGGCGGGGUUGGCAGGCGGAAGCAUCACACCGCAGUGUAGCCGCCGUCUGUUCUCCAGUUUAUCCCCCUCCACCACGGGGGCGUCUCCGCCGUCGACCUCUGUCCUGCUCCAGUCUUCAUCUGCGUUCGCGACGUCGCAAUCGGGAUCUCCUUCGCCGAGGAGUUACCGAAGCACUCAAGUUGGCGCGCUUGCGGAGAACACAACCUCCUCCGGGUUGGGAGGGGGGGGGGGGGGGGGGGGGGGGGGCGGGAGUGGGAGGCGGAGGGGGUGGCGGGGGAGAGGUUAUGGAAGCGGAGCCCACGUCUCCUAGGGCAGAGAAUCUCCUUGCAGCUGAGAGGAGCGGUGUAGGAGGGGGAGGAGUCGCGGGAGGAACAGGAACUGCUACCUCCAGUCCUGGAGGAAGCGUGGGGAGUAUUACUCCUGGGCGAUCGACAAUCAAUCUACCGACCGGUAUGACAAGAGAAGCUAUGAGGUUGGACACGGGAACGACGGUACCCCGUCCGUUGAGAUUCGGCGUCGGGUCGCCGUUGAAGUCGGUGACGUCAUCCGUGACGUCGGGAUCGUCGGGCGUGACGUCGUUGACGUCAGCGUCGCCGACUAAGACGACAUACAGUGAUCGGUUCAUACCGAGCCGGUCGGCGUCCAAUCUGACGGGCUUCGCGCUGCUGGACAAGUCGCCGACCGGAAACGGAGUGGUGUAUUCAAUGGACCAGAGGGAGGACGGGGCGGCGGCAUACUCGAUGCUGUUGAGGAGCGAGUUGUUGGGAGCGGACAGCGCGCCGACGACCCCUGACAAGUCAGCCGGAGGGGGAGGGAACAUGGCCAGAGGGGAUAUCAUUCGCUCGCCCAUGAGUCCCAAACGGAACCUCUUUAGGUUCAAAUCCGAUAAUCGGGGGAACGCUACUUUGGGCCCAAGCAAUGGGAGGCCGGAGUCGCCGUACUCCCUCUCACCAGUCGGUGUCGAUGGGGCUUUAUCGGGGACGGUAACUAGUCCGCGACGAGCUCCACGCAAAAUCGCUAGGUCCCCAUUCAAGGUAUUGGAUGCCCCAGCUUUACAAGACGACUUUUAUCUCAACCUGGUUGAUUGGUCGUCCCACAAUGUGCUUGCUGUUGGAUUAGACAAGUGUGUCUACCUGUGGAGCGCCUGCACAAGUAAGGUGACAAAAUUGUGUGAUCUUGGGCCGAAUGAUGGAGUUUGCUCUGUUGGAUGGACGCAGAGGGGUACAUAUCUUGCGGUUGGCACAAAUCUUGGUGAAGUUCAGAUUUGGGAUGCUGGUAGAUGUAAAAAGGUGCGUACGAUGGCUGGGCAUAGGACAAGAGUGGGAACACUGGCUUGGAGCUCACACAUUCUUUCAUCGGGGAGUCGUGACCGUAACAUUCUGCAACGAGAUGUGAGAGUGGCGGAGGAUUUUGUCAGUAAAUUGACGGGACACAAGUCGGAGGUAUGCGGAUUGAAAUGGUCUUAUGACGAUCGGGAACUAGCAUCUGGAGGCAAUGAUAACCAGCUUUUUGUUUGGAAUCAACAAUCAACCACUCCAGUACUGAAGUAUGGAGAUCAUACUGCUGCUGUGAAAGCCAUUGCAUGGUCUCCGCACCAGCAUGGUCUGCUUGCAUCUGGUGGCGGUACAGCAGAUCGAUGUAUACGGUUGUGGAAUACUGCUACGAACACGGCUAUAAGCUGUGUUGAUACUGGGAGCCAGGUGUGCAAUCUUGUUUGGUCGAAGAAUGUGAACGAACUUGUGAGCACACAUGGCUAUUCGCAAAAUCAGAUUAUUGUGUGGCGGUAUCCUGCAAUGUCGAAGCUUGCUACUCUGACAGGGCACACGUUAAGAGUGUUGUACCUGGCUAUUUCGCCUGACGGACAGACUAUAGUAACAGGUGCUGGUGAUGAGACACUUAGAUUCUGGAACGUCUUUCCGGGGCCGAAGUCGCAGGGCUCUGUCAAGGAUUCUAGCGUAUGGACACUCGGAAGGGCACAUAUUCGAUAGCAGCCGAAAACACUGUUAGGCGAGGAAGAUGGGCUAUUGUAGCCUGAUGGGAUGGAUGUGUGCAAGGGAUAGUUUUCUGUGAGCAAUGCACGAGGACCAGUGAUGUGAGUGGACUUUGUUGGGGUCCACAUCUGGGAAAGCAACGACACUUGUCUUGUGCAUCUGUUGACCCUGCUAGAUGACUGGAUAAGAUGUAAGCAAGCAAUUGUUGAGUAUCAGGAAUGACAUGACAGUGAAGAUGUUUUGGUCUGCUGUGGCAUACGCGUGGAAGGCUUGGCGCUGAACAGGUGGGCAUGGAUCUGAUUCAAAUGAUUGCUUGUGUCUUUUAUUUCCACCAUCUAGGAGAGAGAGGAGAGAGUCGGCGCCAGGCAGUAUGGUCUUGUGAAAGAAUGCGAUCAGCUUGGAAGCCGUCUGCGCUGCAGGAGAGAGUGUUGAGGGAAAGGGUGCACACAUUUUGUGGGCAGGCGAUCAUGAUGGUCUCAGGAGUUAUUAGAUGUGUACAUGUAAAUGGAGGAAUGCCUUUUUCUUUACCACACCUUGGAUAUUCUCGUUUGCCCUGGUUGUGGUUGCUGUCAGGGUAGCAGUUUCGUCGUUUUUGUGCCCUUGUUUUUCUACUUUUUUCCUUCUUGAAUGCAUGGAAAUGUCCCGGGGUUACGCAAGGAGUGCCAUAUUCUUCUGUGGUUGUCCUUGCACACUUUCCUCACUGUCCAUCCUCUUUACAUGAUGUUGAUUCCCGGUGCGAUGCAGUUGGCUGGGAGGUGCAAGGUGUUCGUUGGAGGAAUUAGCAUGGGGAUAAUCAUGUGCUUGCCCUACAGGUGAAUUGGCUGGAGGGUAUGGUCAUUAUGUAGUACAAUUGCUUGGGACGGCAUGCAAAAUACCAUGAAAUGUAGUAGGUGUAGAUUUGGAGAUGGAAAAAGGAAAAAGGUCCUUGUUUAUCUGGAGUUGUUUCGACGCUGGAGACUUCAGGUGUGAAGGGUGUGUUGGACGUCGACGGCCCUGAAAGAGGCGUUAUGGGGUAGGGACUUUGGAAUUUGACAGAUACUCAUUCGGAGUGAAGGCAGCUUUUCCCUGCUGCCGCGUCUUAGCACAGCGACAAGU